AUGCUGCCGCUCACUAAGGGCAAUGGGAAGGCGCUCACAGUGCCCAUCGAAAGCUUGCUCCUCGGCCUGCUCGGGGACUUCCCGGUCGUGCUUUUCAUUGAUGGCACCAUUCUCGCCCCCAAUGACCCAGCAUCUGCCGAAGCUGUCCGUGUCCUACAGGAUGCUGGAGUGUGUUACAAGGCGGUCGAUUGUUCGGACGAACGAUGCAACACGGGCGCACGUGAAGUUGUGGCUGCCUUGAGCCGCAACACUUUGCUGCCGCAGAUUUACGCUCGUGGCUGGGUUGGUGGCAUCGAGGAGCUCAAGAGCGAGGCUGGGCGGCUAGCCACAGCCCAGCUCGACCCUGUGGCGAGCGAGUGCAAUACGCCCAUCAGCCAUGAGCAAUUGCGCGAUCUAAUAUCGCACGUCGAUUACUCGUCGUUCGACAUAUUGGAGAACGAGGAGGUUCGGAAGGGCCUCAAAGAAUACAGCAAGUGGCCAACAUACCCUCAGCUGUACGCCAACGGUAAGCUACUUGGCGGCCUUGACGUAGUCACGGGGACGGCCGCAAUUGACUUUUGCAAAUUAAUUUUUUUCAUCUCGACCCAGCUCGGGAAUCGGCGCGGCAUUACUCAGCUGUUAGAUCACAAGGAGGAGGAGCCCGAAACGGGCAGCGGGGAGGCUGCGGCAUUGGCCGCGCCCCUGCGCGGCCUGGCGUCUGCGCCAGAUUGCGCUGGCACAACGGACAGGGAGGUGACUUGGACCACCAAGAGCUGGCUGGGGCUGCAGAAGCAGCGCAUCUCAGUCGUUCUUCACACGGCAAUCGCAGAGCAGAUUGUGAAUGAGCUUGCCUGUGGCGAGGGCGGUCGAGUGCACGGAGCUAAGUGCCUCGCCGUCCUCGCGGGAGUCGCUUAG
This is a messenger RNA of Emiliania huxleyi CCMP1516, 894 nucleotides long. RefSeq lists its product as hypothetical. The record is from RefSeq and is a predicted model, not a curated record. Lineage: Eukaryota; Haptophyta; Isochrysidales; Noelaerhabdaceae. The transcript is spliced from 4 exons. Bases 1 to 894 code for a protein of 297 amino acids.